Molecule: messenger RNA, 1091 nt
Organism: Limulus polyphemus (Atlantic horseshoe crab)
Lineage: Eukaryota; Metazoa; Arthropoda; Merostomata; Xiphosura; Limulidae
Product: putative ankyrin repeat domain-containing protein 31
Exons: 7
Molecular function (GO): protein binding
Source: RefSeq, a predicted model, not a curated record
AGUAUCUGAAGAGCUUGAUAGAUCACUGGAUUGAGGAAGCAGACCUGAUGAGAUUAGAACAUGUCAUUAUUGCAGGACAGGGUGACAAACUCAUUGGUCGAAGUUCUGAUAACAAACAAGUUCAAGAAUUCUUAGAUUUGGUUCCAGCUUACAUGGCCAGGAUCCGGGCUGUUCACGAGGCAGUAGUACGAGGAAAUUUAACAGAAGUGAAACAAGUCAUAACUAGAAAGAGAUUUGCCCUUAGCCGUGAUCAUCUGGGAGCUAGCCCGCUACAUCUAGCAGUGCUUCAUGGUCACUCAGAUGUGAUGGCUUACAUCAUUUCUCAAUUUCCAGAAACAAUGGAUGGGCCAGAUAAUGAAGGAAGAACACCCCUUCACUAUGCUGCAGUUGUUACUGAUGGGGGAAAGUAUUACAGCAUUUUAAUACAUGCUGGUGCUGAUAAUACAAUCAAAGACAAGUAUGGCCACAUACCUCAAGAUUACCUGGACCAACCAGAUUUACUGACCAUUAGAGACCUAUUAGAAGGCUACAAAAUUACAGAAAAUCUUCAUAGAAAGCCAUCUAUUGUGGAAGUCUGGCAUCGACCUCCAACACAAGAAAUUGAACAAAAGUUAACUCCAGUUCAGUCCGAUGAGGAGGAGGAGGAGGAAUCCCCCCUUCAAGUGGAACAGACUACUGCAGAAGUUCUUAUCUUCCCACUCCUCACAACAGCCAGCGAAGAAGACAACCAAUAUCUUUUAGAUACAGUUUCUGAUAUUUUAGUCGCUGGAAUACGAGAAAUCAGCCUAUUAAAACCAGACGAUCCUAUUGCUUACCUAGCAACUUGGUUGUAUAGUUAUGCUUCCCAUCGAGCUUCAAGAGAAAGAGACUCGGGGAAUCAGUCAGACGAUAUGACACCCGAAUUUGAAAGAGUGCUUAAUCAGCAAACCCGAAAUCUCCAAAGCAGAAUGAAGAAAUUGACCACAACAGCUAAUCUCGGUCAAAGGUCUGAAAACCUGGAAUUUUUAGAGGAGGAGAAAGAAGAUGAUGAAGACAACUCUACUGAUAUUGAAGAUCAAACCAAAAUGAAGGUUGAGUUUAUUAAGCAAAAU